Molecule: messenger RNA, 2655 nt
Organism: Aspergillus mulundensis
Lineage: Eukaryota; Fungi; Ascomycota; Eurotiomycetes; Eurotiales; Aspergillaceae
Exons: 1
Coding region: 1-2655 (884 amino acids)
Source: RefSeq, a predicted model, not a curated record
AUGGCACCGCAGAAUUCAGCCCUCUCGCAGACCCUUGAGUCGCUCACGCGCAGCAAAAUCCGCGAGCUGGAGAAACAGCGCUCGACAUACGAGGCUCGAAAAGCAUCGAUCCUCACCGAAGCUGACGACCAGCUCGACCUCUUCUCGCGGGUUCGUGUCAUCCUCACCGGAACCAAAGCCAUCCAUCCCACUGCGUCAAGAGACACCACGGUCGGAAACAUCGAACGCUGGCUGGACCAGCACCGGUUCGAUCCCUCCAUUACGGAUGGCAUGCUCCGCGAGUAUGAGAUCGACCUUCGGGCUCGCUUGGACGCACAUAGUCGGAAGUUGAGCCUCGCGGACCUGUACUCUCGGCUGCUGACAGAGUGGACGAAUGCUGGUGAGGUUGGAGGUGGAGACGGAGUCAUUGAUGAAGAGGAGUAUGCGGUCAUUGAUGAGCGACAGAAGCAGCGAUUGCAGCAGCUUGUUGACCAGUUUGAAGAGACAGUCUUUACUCCGCUUGAGACUAGCGCCGAGGAGAUUCAUGCGUUCUUCGACGAGCUUUUCCCGGGCGAUGAAGAGCUGAAGCAGUUGCAGGCGCUGAGAGAGAGGAUUGAAGAGAAUAGCCGGGAUAUCUUUGAAACCGACGCUCCAUUCGAUCGGGAAUCCCUUACGGCAACAAUCAAAGGGCUUUUGACAGAGGACAUCCUGAGCGAGGAGAAGCAGGGUGUUCUCAAGGACUUCCUGAAGAACGAUGUUGCACUGACUGAAAUCGCGGAUGUGUUGAACAUGCGGUGGGCGGACUUGGAGAAUUGGGACUGGUUUGCUGAAGACGAAGGUAUUCCGGUUUUACCUCGACAGCAGCUGAAUGGAAAGUAUCGCAUUUGGAUGGAUGAGGAUGUCCUGCAGCUCAUUUUCGUGCAAUACAUCGGCUUACGAUUGUGCAAUCUGCUCAAGAACCAACUGAAAGACUUUAUCCUCUCCGAUGGCGUUUGGAAUUGGGCGGUCGCGCCGCCAUUCACCGAACAUGACAAGGAACGCCAGAUAUACUACCUUGACAGGUUGUCAAGAGGUGGGCCGGAGAAUGCUCGAAAGUCGGAUUACCUCGAGGGGUAUUUCCUUUGCCAGCUGCCGCUUGAGCUGACAACUUUGGCUGAUGGAGGCGCACCGUAUGACGACGAGUCUGAGGAUGGACAGGAGAGUGAGGAUAUUUGGAGGACCAAGAGUGAGGUGAUUAAAAACCCAAAGCAACAUUUACUCCGUAAGGUUGCGACCGAAACCCUUAUCCAGAGACAUAUCUACGACGAGGCGGCUGUGGUCCAGUCCGACCUCCGCUGGUAUGCGACGGGACUCCCACAUAGCACUAUUUUUGCCGUGAUGGAAUACAUUGGCCUGUCUGAAAAAUGGAUCGUCUUCUUCCGCAAGUACCUCGAGUCGCCGCUGAAUUUGGAUUCAUCUUCCGAGGGCCGCAUGCCGAUGGGUCCGCGAACUCGGAAGCGCGGAGUGCCCAUGGCCCAUUCAUCUGAGAAACUGAUUGGGGAAAUGAUCUUGUUCUUCAUGGAUCUUGCUGUGAACAGAACAACUGGGCUUCUUCUCUAUCGGCUUCACGACGACCUCUGGCUCUGUGGCGAGCCAAGCAAAUGUGCGCAUGCAUGGGAGGUGAUGGGCAAAUUCGCGAAAGUUACCGGCCUGGAGUUCAAUAUGAGCAAGACUGGGUCGGUGUGUUUAUCCGACCUGCCUGAUCCUGUAGUUGAGGGUCGGCUACCCAAUGGGCCGGUGACUUUCGGCUUCCUCAAGCUGGACCCCUCCGGCACAUGGAUAAUUGACCAAACGCAGGUCGAUGCUCACGUCAAACAACUCAAGACCCAGUUGGACAAGUGUGAUAGCGUUAUGGCCUGGAUCCGGACCUGGAACAGUUGCAUAGGCCGGUUCUUCAAAAACACAUUCGGUCAACCAGCUGUCUGUUUCGGACAAGGCCAUGUCGACAUGAUACUGUCCACAUAUAGGGCAAUGCAGGAAACUUUGUUCGGCGACACCGGCACAGUCACCCAGCACCUCCGCCAAAUGAUCAAAAACCGCUUCGGCGUCUCUGACAUCCCAGAUGCCCUCUUCUACUACCCCGAAGAGCUGGGCGGCCUGGGCCUGCGCAAUCCCUCGAUAUCGCCCUUCCUCGUCCGCGACGCCCUACACACCUCACCCCUCCAACGCAUCCUCGACUUUUCAGCAAACGAAGUGAAACUCUACAACAGCCUCAAGAAGGAAUUCGACGAACUCCCGCAAACAACCCGCAUGACGCGUUUCGCACACGCCAAUAACGGUAUGGAGCGCCGCUUCGUUCCCCGUGCCGAACGCGACACGUUCAUGUCAUUCGAAGAAUGGUCCCGCUUCCGCUGGAGCCAGAGUACCCUGUUUCGAACGCUGUAUCAGGACCUUCAGGAGGUUCCCGAACCUGACGGGAUUGAUUUCACGAUGGAAAUGUCGAAUGCGCUGUUUGUAGCGCUGAACUCGGGACAGGUUAGGGCGUUGGAUCAGGAGGUGAGGUGGAUUCUGCAGAUGUAUGCGCCGGAGGUGUUGAGGGAUUAUGGGGGUGCUGCGCUUGUCGAUCGGAAGUAUUUGCCUGUUGGCGUUAUGGCGAUGGUUAAGGAGAGGAGGGUUAAGUGGCAGAUGGUUCUUUAG